AAAUUAAAGAUGAAUUUGUUAAGGAUUAAUAAAUUAUUAUUAUUAAUAUUGAUUAAUUUUACAAUAAUAUUUGUCGUUUGUUCCAAUGCCACUUUGACCGAAGAUAAAGAAUUAGCUAAAAGUUUAAAAGACUCUUUUGCCGACGACAAUUUCAUAAUCGUUGUCAAUGACAUUAGAACGAGAAAAAAACCUAAUACAGAAGCAGAACCCUUAUUGGCAAUUAAAUAUGGCGAAUCAAAUAAAAAAACUGUUCUGAUGCUUGACAGGCGUACGAAUCGUGUUAUUUUGGAAAAUUUACAUUCCAAUGGUCGACGUACUACCAAACACAUAACCGUUGAUAAUUUGUACGGAUCGUUAAAAAAUUUAAUUAUUUACGUGGAUCAAAAACAAUCGGAAUCUCGUAUCGAUGUUUACAUCGAUUGCAAUUAUCAAGGAUCGAUAGAUAUGAAAAAAAAUUUUCGAGAACUUACCGCGGAGGAGGAUAUUUUCUCCAUCGAAGUGUUUCGAGAAAACAAAUGUAAAAUAAAAGUUCAUCGUGAGGAUUCCAUCAACAAGAUAUUGAAAAAUGAACAAUGUUCAAAGUCUCUCGAUAGUUCAUCAGAUUUAUUUGAUAAUAAUUUUUCAUUGGACAUUGAUAUCUCGUCUAAUAAUAACAAUAAUAAUAAUAAUAAUAAGGAUCGAAUUAAAAAAGGAUCGUACGAAUUUAAUCAUUCCAAUUUAUCAUUCGAAUCUUCUUCAUCGGUUGCACACAAAAGAAAUGUCAGAAGGGGUGACAUUGGAAUACAAAGUUUGGAUGAAAAAAUUUGCUUGACGGACGGUCAAUUAACUAAAACUUUGAACGAACUUAUUCAAGCUACGAAAAGAAUUUGGAACGAACUCGAGAUGAAUAGAAGAGAGACACAAGAAUUAAGAAUGCUAAUCGAAAAUUGUGUGGCUUGUCGUCAAGGUUUGGUCGUAUCAACAACAACAACAACAACAACACCACGACCAAUAUCCUGCAACUACCAAUCACCAUGUUAUCCUGGAGCUCAGUGUCAUGAUUCAUCAAGGGGACCAAUUUGUGGUAGUUGUCCAAGAGGUAUGACAGGUGAUGGUCGUAAUUGUUUGAAGAUAACAACUUGUUUGGACAAUCCAUGUUUCCCUGGUGUACGUUGCGAGGAUCAUCGUCAUGGUUAUAGAUGCGGCAAAUGUCCAAAUGGCUAUCACGGUAAUGGUGAACGUUGCGAACGUAGAAGAAACAGUUGCGAAACUCGUCCAUGUUAUACUGAAGUUGAAUGCAUUCCAACUAAUUACCCGCCAUUUUUUAGAUGCGGAAGUUGUCCAGCUGGUUUAACAGGUAAUGGUACAUCAUGUCAAGAUUUGAACGAAUGCGAGGUAGAACGUCCAUGUUUUCCCGGUGUACGAUGUAUCAAUCUACGUCCUGGAUUCAGGUGUGAAUCCUGUCCACCAGGAUACACAGGUCCAUCGUUCGAAGGUGUUGGUAUUGAAAUGAUCAGGAGUCAAAAACAAAUCUGUCGUGAUAUUAACGAAUGCGAGAUUAAUAAUGGUGGAUGUGACAUACAUUCUGAAUGUAUUAAUACAGAAGGUUCUUUCAGAUGUGAACCUUGUAGGAAUGGUUUUGUCGGCAAUGAGACAACAGGGUGUCGUCCUAGUCAAGAAAUUUGUCCGGACAUGUCGACCAUUUGUGAUUUAAAUGCUUAUUGCGUAUGCAUAAGUUUGAACGAUUACACCUGUCGGUGUCGAGUCGGUUGGGCUGGAAAUGGAAACUAUUGUGGAUUGGACACCGACAGCGAUGGUGUCCCUGAUAAAACCUUAAAUUGUCACGGUCAUUCCUGUAGAAUGGACAAUUGUCCUUUGGUACCUAAUAGUGGUCAGGAGGAUGCUGAUAAAGAUGGUAUAGGUGAUGCCUGCGACGAAGAUGCCGACAACGAUGGUAUAUUAAAUUCAUCGGACAAUUGUCCUUGGGUACGUAAUCCAAGCCAGGGAGACAACGAUCGUGACGGAUCCGAUGGUAUUGGUGAUAUAUGCGACAAUUGUCCAUAUGACAACAAUCCACGUCAAUGGGACACCGAUGGGGAUGGUAUUGGUGAUGCCUGUGACGAUGAUAUCGACAAUGAUGACAUUUCAAAUCGUUUGGAUAAUUGUCCAAAGAUAAGGAACAACGAUCAAAUCGAUACCGACAACGACGGAAUUGGUGACAAAUGCGACAAUUGUCCUUACAUGCCUAAUCCUGAUCAAAACGAUCGGGACGGUGAUAACGUUGGUGAUUUGUGCGACAACGACAACGAUCGGGAUUUGGAUGGCAUACAAGACGAUCGUGACAAUUGUCCCAACGUUGCUAAUCCUGGCCAAGGUGAUAUAGAUCGCGAUAGGAUUGGUGAUGCUUGUGACGAUGACAUCGAUGGUGACGGUGUCAAAAAUCGUCGUGACAAUUGUCCGUUCGUUUAUAAUCCAUAUCAAGAGGAUAUUAACAAGGAUGGUAUAGGUGAUCUUUGUUGGAACGAUUAUGACAACGAUACAGUCAUCAAUUAUCUCGACAAUUGUCCCAACAAUAGUCAAAUAUGGACUACGGAUUUUCGUAAAUACGUUACCAUCAAUUUAGAUCCUAGCGGUGAUUCCCAAGAAGAUCCAUCUUGGAUAAUACGUCACAAUGGUGCUGAAAUACAACAAACCCUUAACAGCGAUCCUGGAUUUGCCAUAGGACCCGACGUUUUUGCCGGAGUUGAUUUCGAGGGUACAUUUUACGUGGACGACGACAACGACGACGAUUACGUUGGUUUCGUAUUUUCUUGCCAAAGCAAUCGCAGAUUCUACGUGGUAACGUGGAAAAAAGCUGAUCAACCAUAUUGGGAAACUACACCGUUCCGUGCAAUAGGUGAUUCUGGUAUCCUACUAAGGCUCGUUGACUCGGAAACUGGACCAGGUGUAAUACUCAGAAAUAGUCUUUGGCAUAAUCAAGACGUACCUAACCAAAUGAAAAUAUUAUGGAGAGAACCAAGCAAAUAUGGUUGGAGACAAAGGGUACCCUACAGAUGGCACCUCUUGCACAGACCUCAAGUUGGUUUGAUCAGAUUUUGGCUUCAUCAGGGCAAAAAACUUAUCACCGAUUCAGGAAACAUUUAUGAUUCCACUUUGCAAGGUGGCAGGCUUGGUGUUUAUUGUUUCUCACAAGAAAAAAUCACUUGGUCCGAUUUGCUUUAUACCUGCAAAGAUUCCGUUACGCAAGAAGUAUGGAACGAUUUACCAAAUGAUUUGAAAAAACAAGUUAUAGUUGAAAAUACUAGAUCCCAAAAUAAUCCUGAUACUUCAUCGCAUCGUCGAAUGAAGUAUAUUGAUACAUUUUAGAAACAAGAAACAAAACAAAAAAUGUCA
Molecule: messenger RNA, 3372 nt
Organism: Polistes dominula (European paper wasp)
Lineage: Eukaryota; Metazoa; Arthropoda; Insecta; Hymenoptera; Vespidae
Gene: Tsp
Product: Thrombospondin
Biological process (GO): cell adhesion
Cellular component (GO): extracellular region
Molecular function (GO): calcium ion binding
Source: RefSeq, a predicted model, not a curated record